ACACACACACACCAUGAGCGCGCACAACCCAGUUGGCAAAGUUUGAAGAGCCGUACUUUUAUAGCGCAGACGUGUCAGACAGAAAUUGGUCAACUAUGCGGGAUAUCUCUGAGCGGCUGAACAGAAUUUUUUGGCUUCGCAGUGAUAAGAAGUUCGGCGCCUAUUAUCUCGAGUCUGACCGUGAACGGUGCUAUAUUAUCCUCCACCUGCGCUGAACCGUUUCGGAGUUUUGCUCUCGGUGUCCGUGGCUUCACUUUUGGAGGAAGGCAAACAGUUAGGAUAUCUGGACACUGUGGCACGAGACGGGACACCGCGUGCGCCAGGCGUCAGGCAUAUAGGAGUCAACAAGUGGCUCUCAUUCUCGGGCAGGGGGAGAGAGAUUAUAAAAACGUGAAGCUGUUGAAUGGAAAGUUAGUCAAGAGACAAACAUUUUUUUUUAAUCGCGAGGUAUUUUAAGUAUAUCAAUUUUAUUUGCGCCACUUGAAGGCAAAGAGGAUAAUUACCAAGUUAUCUUAAAGCGUGUAAGCGUUUAUUAUAACCAUGAGUGGACCGGUGGUUUUCCAGAUGUGGAUAGUUUUAUUGCUGGGGACAAUAACCGAGAUCGGGAUGGCUCAGGUCUCCACAGCCAAGGUGAUGAGGAGCAACAUCAGGAGAGACGACAGCAAUCGCCUCACCACAGACUUGUACCGCAAAGAGGAAAACAUCACGGUAACUCCAGUGGGUGGAGUCAUCCACAGUCCACGCUACCCUAAUGCUUACCCCCGCAACCUGCUGUUGUCAUGGAAACUGCUGUCACCGCCAGGGAGCCGCAUUCACCUGGAGUUUGACGGACACUUUGGCCUGGAGGAGGCUGAGAAUGGAGUGUGCAGGUAUGACUUUGUUGAAGUGGAGGACCAAUCAGAGACAAGCACUAUAAUUUGGGGUCGCUGGUGUGGGCAGAAAGCUCCACCUAGUCUCAACUCCAAAACCAACAUGCUCAGAGUCACCUUCAAGUCUGAUGAUUACUUUGUUGCAAAGCCAGGAUUCAAAGUCUACUACUCACUGCUGUAUGAAUCUUCUCUACCUGCAGCCAACACCAACUGGGAAGCUGUCACUAUGCCCAUGUCGGACAGUGGUGGAGGGCAGAUGUCUGUCCCAGUCACAGAGGUUCCUUUCUCACUGGAGGAUCUGGACCGAACCAUAGCUGCCUUUGACACUAUAGAGCAGCUUCUCAAAUCCCUGAACCCAGAAACCUGGAGACAGGACCUGGAUAGCAUCUACACUCAAACACACAUACAUUAUAGAUCCAGGGCCUAUCAUCUGGCCAGCAGACAUAAUAAAGUUGAUCUGAACCGUCUCCAUGACGACGUCAAGCGAUACAGCUGUACCCCACGCAACUACUCUGUAAACCUGCGCGAAGAGCUGAGGGCCACCAACGCCGUCUUCUUCCCACGAUGUCUGCUGGUCAAACGCUGCGGGGGCAACUGCGGCUGUGGAACUAAUAACUGGAACAAUGGUUGCACCUGUCAGGCCUCCAAGACGACGCUCAAACUACACGAGGUGCUGAAGUACACCCCAGAGGUCACUCUGCAUCUGCGCCACCGGAGGCCACAGGUGCGCUGGGUUAUAGAUGAGAUCUUCCUCACACACCAUGAAACGUGCGAGUGUGCAUGCCCCUCCCAGCCCCCUCGCUGAAACACUUAAGAUUGGCACAUACAUCUGGAACUGUUGGAUGAGUUCUUCUUUUAUCUAUUUUGCAAAAGACUUCAUAUAAUAACAGCAACGCAGAAAUGUGCAGCAAAGAAGAAAGCAACAAUUUGACUGGCAAACUGCAGCUCAUAUCAUACACAGUGGCAUAGGUUCUUGCAACUAAACCACCGACUUUCCUCUGUGUACAGGUCAAACUUGUAAAUGCAUAAGUUACCAGCCAAACAUAUUUCUUAUUCAACCUUCCCACAGCUUGGAGUUUAAAUCAUAACUGUUUAGACCAUUAAAAAAAAAAAAAAAAACACAAAAAAAAUUGCUAAAAUAACAGUGGAACUCCAGAGGAAUUCAUUUCAACUCAGUCCUAGUUUUUUACUCCAAAAUAUAAAUAAUGAAAACCAUUUGGAAUACAAAAAUACCAUAUAACACCAAUAUUGUAUUAAACUUGCAUUUAGAUUUUGAUUAAAGGAGUUUAAUGGAUGCCAACUUGAUAGAACUGAAAUAGCAUUGACUCAGACCGCUAUGUAAACAGUUUCUUAUUCCUAUUUCACAUGUAUAACUUUGCGCCUCUUUCAGUUAUAAUAAGACUGUUUCUAGAAACUUCAGGCACUUCUUUUGCCAGAAGCACGCUGAGAUGAGUGAGUGUGAGACAGAAGGAGGGAGAGAGGGGUUGGAGGAAGUGUAAACCAAAAUAACACUUUAUCUUGAUGUGAAAUUAGGCUAACCACAACCCUCCAGAUCUGAACUGCACAGUAACACACACACAUUCACUCUACGCUUCCACUCCUUCUUAAAGACAAAAACUAGUUAUUUAUGCCAAAUUCUUCACUGCUCUAUUUUUCAGUGAAGGGCUCCUUUGUUUUGCACACAUUCCUGUCUGAAUAUAUUCACACUUCCCUUUGUCUGUACCUCCAUCCAUAUGCUUCCUGCUCCUUUUCUCUAUCUUUCUCUCAGUGACUCCAUCUCUAACACACACACACACACACACACACUCUUUUCCACUUCUCUCACUCACUCUGUAACACAUCAAAGGAGAUGUCAGAUCGGGCCACUGCGCUCUGCCCAUUUUUCCUGAACAUUCCUGGCAUUCCAACUGCUGACCAGAAUUCUGCUAACACGGAUAAAACCAUGAUCCUCAGACCCUAAGCACACAACAGAGGAAAGACGGUGAGGAAGAGAGACAAGAGAGGAAGUUUUUUAGAAGAGGUGGCUGACAGAAAAGGGGACAAUCAAGCUGCCUACUUGUAGAUUACCGGCACUCCUGAAUGAGAGCUGAAAGAGGGACCACUUUCCAAGAUAUAACACAGAAAAGAUUGCUGCUCCUUCAGUGGUUUCAAUCAGCAUGUGCUGAUUUUCUGCCGAGCAGCAACCCCCCCGCCCCCCUCAUGAAGAUGCUCACACGUAUCACAGUCUGACCCUCUGCUCUGCAUGUCUGCAGCAGCACUACAGCGAAAAAGAUAUCUGUGGGAAUUAGGGUAAUGCUCUUGGUCUCUGCUGAAAAUACAACUGAUACUUGAGAGUGAGUGUGUGUGUGUGUGUGUGUGUGUGUGUGUGUGUGUGUGUGUGUGUGUGCCAGUCUGCCUGUAACAGCUCAGGAAGAAGUUCUUUUGUUUUAAGGGGUGGAGGGUUACCAACAGUCUGUGAGAGCUGGCAGUAGCUACAAGCAUGUGAAUGGUCGGCAUGUGACUGUGCGUGUGAGUGUGUGUGAGUAUGUUGUGUCUAUGUGUAGGCAGCUAGAGUAUCAAAGCAAUAGAGCAAGAAUUCAAACUAACUGCUUAUCAUGUCCAUACACACGACCCAGCUGUGAGAAAUGAAAAACUGUGUCAUCUCUCUAUUGUCAUCUCCCGCAUAUCCCAUCAUCACAUGCUUGCUUACAGGCUGGAUUCGCACAGAGAAAAUGGGAUUUGACACAAUACUUAUGUUCAAAAUACUAACAAAUAAGAGUAAGCGGACACUGAGAUGAUUUCCUCGGUCACAGUGAAACCCCAUCAGCUGUGUGCUGAUGGCGCUUUCAUGUGCAUAUGUGUACUGUAAGUCACGGAUGACAUUUGGCAGGUGUGGGAUACAAAGCACUCUUUAUUCAAAAAGUGUGUCGGAUUGUGCAGUAGUCACAUUCCAAGUAAUUUAUCCCACACACCAUUCACAUAUAUACACACACAUCGUACACCUAUCUUUAUGGGGUCCUGUCAUUACAUGAUGUAUUCUUUAGCCCCUUACCCUAACCUUAAUCGUCACAACUGAAUGCCUAACCCAAUCCUUACCCUAACCCUAAAACCAAGUCUUGACCCUCAAACAGCCAUUUAAACUUGUAAGGUCCUGCAUUUUGAUCCCCACAAAGCUGUCGGACCCCACCAGCAGAACAAGCUCCCAGUAUUCAUACCCUACCAAUAUAGUAAAACAAGUUCACACACACACAGUUGUGCCCCGUUAUAUUAUCAGUAACUAACAAGCCAGAUGGUGAUUAGGUAAUGUGUCAUUUUCCGAGGUGCUUUGCUGUAAAAUGUAUAGUUACUGUACCAGUGACUAUGUUUGAGCUUUUUUAUGAAAUCUGCUGCCAACAGAAGAUGAAUUGCAAAUUUAUGUAUUAUAAAUGUAUGCGGGGAGCGUGUGUGUGUGUGCAUCCUGUGUAUGCCAGUUUGCCGGUGUUAUCAGCACAUUCCAUUGUUGCAUGCUCCCAAGUGACAUUCCUCUUUUUCCUUGAAAAUGCUUAGUUUCCUCAUGCAGUUCUUCACAAUAGAACCACAUGUAUUUCAACAUCAGUCAUAGACAACCUGCUUGUGUAAAUGCUUGGACAUUUUUGGGCUUAUUCACAUCAACUAAGAACAUCACAACCACACAUUAGACGUUUGAGAACAUUACAGAUUGUCAUACUUUCAAUAUAAUUAGGUUUGAAAUUUCAGCUUCCCCUUUGGGGAUUUAAACAGUUGUCGUGUCAUAUUUUCAAAUCUGAGAUAAGUUGUUGACUUUAGAAAAAAAGAAAACAGUCAACCUGUCUUUGCUGUAUUCAGAAAAAUAUUAAUGAUGAAACUGUAUGCUUUACUUAAAUAAUUUAUUGUCUUUCUCUGUUGUUUUAUUAAAAAUAUCAGCUGGUUGGUUUUGAUAAAUAAAGUAUUUCUAGCAUUACUGUCUCCA
Lates calcarifer (barramundi perch) is the source of this 4815-nucleotide messenger RNA. It is a transcript of the gene pdgfd, whose product is annotated as platelet derived growth factor d. The transcript is spliced from 7 exons. Gene Ontology annotation, cellular component: membrane. Gene Ontology annotation, biological process: positive regulation of phosphatidylinositol 3-kinase/protein kinase B signal transduction; positive regulation of protein autophosphorylation; positive regulation of cell migration. Lineage: Eukaryota; Metazoa; Chordata; Actinopteri; Centropomidae. The record is from RefSeq and is a predicted model, not a curated record. Bases 541 to 1674 code for a protein of 377 amino acids. Gene Ontology annotation, molecular function: growth factor activity; platelet-derived growth factor receptor binding.